Molecule: messenger RNA, 2068 nt
Organism: Dermochelys coriacea (leatherback sea turtle)
Lineage: Eukaryota; Metazoa; Chordata; Testudines; Dermochelyidae
Gene: PTMS
Product: parathymosin
Exons: 5
Coding region: 826-1140 (104 amino acids)
Biological process (GO): positive regulation of transcription by RNA polymerase II; negative regulation of apoptotic process
Cellular component (GO): nucleus
Molecular function (GO): histone binding
Source: RefSeq, a predicted model, not a curated record
UAGGACUUCUGGCUCUAUUUGACUUGUGUGACUUUCCCUCUCUCAGCCUCAGCCUCUCCUCUGCGCAAGAGGGUGAAGAUUAAUGUGUUAGGUUUCAGAGUAGCAGCCCUGUUAGUCUGUAUUCGCAAAAAGCUCGGUAAAUUUAUGCUCAAAUAAAUUUGUUAGUCUCUAAGGUGCCACAAGUCCUCCUUUUAUUAAUGUGUUAGUGAUUAUUUGUAUUGCAGUGGCACCUAGAGGCCCCAAAUGAAGAUCUGAGCCCCGUUUGCACUAGGUACACUACAAAUACACAGUGAGACAGGGUCCCUGUCCAGGUCUCACAAUCUGAUAGACAGGGCAGGGGUGGGGAAACCGAGGCAGAGAUUUGCCCAAGGUCACACAACAGGUGGGUGCUGGAGCCUGGAACUGAACCCAGGGCUCCUAGCACCCCUUCCGCUCACCAUGCUGCUUCCCCUAAUUGAUAGUGAUCGUUUGGCAAAUGCGAGUACACAUUGUUGUUCUAAGGUUCUUUCCACCAACCUGGCUUUCUCUGCAUCGUGCCUCCCGCUUUUCUCCCUCCCAGUCCCUCUCCCCUCCCUUCCCCAGGUCCCUCCUUCCGUCGUCACCGACUGGUGUAUAAAUCCCCUUCUCUGGCAUAUCCCCCAGCACGGCGGGACGGGAGACCCUGGCACUUCGGUCCCCGGGGCACAAGCUGCAGCCACUGGCCUUUGGGUUGUUCGGACUUUGAACUCCUCGGCUCCACUGCCCAAUCCCCGUUAGCUCGUUUCCGUAGGGGGCUGCCGGGCAUUUCUUGGUGGGUGAUUCCUCUGCUCCCGUUGCUGCACCAGGAUGUCAGAGAAACGCGCGGAGGAGGCGCCUGCAGAAGUGGGUGCCACGGAAUUGAAAGAAAAGAAGGAAAAACUGGAGGAAAAGGCUGUCUGCAAAGAAAAGAAGAAGGAGAUAAUAGAGGAUGAGGAGAAUGGUGCGGAGGAGGAGGAGAAUCCUGAGGAUGUGGAUGAAGAAGAGGCAGGAGAAGAGGAUGACGAUGGAGAUGAGAAUGAGCAGGAGCAGGACGGACAUGCAGCAAAACGAUCUGCAGAGGAAGAAGAGGAGGAUGAAGUUGAUCCAAAGAGACAGAAGACAGAAAAUGGGUCUUCAGCUUGAGUUCUCUCAUCCCAUCCUUUCUUGCUCCAUUUGUGUCUCCUCCCUCCAUUCCAGCCUGUGCUUGCACUGUCAUUUAGCCUCUGGCUUCACACAAUCUCAGAUGAGGAAGGAUUAGAAAUGCUCUCAGACAGGGAAGAGGGCAUGGGACUAAGAGUUUCCCUUCCACCCCAAGUUCUAGUCUUCCUAUGAUGCUCCCAAAUCUGAGGUUGCCCACUCCCCCAGCACAUCUCCACUGCUGAUUACUAUUCCUGCACCCCACUCCCAAAUAAUCCCAAUAGUCCUCAAAAUGAUGACCCCUCCUUUCCCAACAAGCAACCUGACAUAUUUCAAAUUCCAGACUCAUCCCACAACAAGCACCUCUAAUCCCUUUUCAUUUGCCACCUCUCUCCACUAAUUUGAUCAAGAUUCUCACCCCUCUGCUUCUGAGAUCUGCCCUCCAGCAUCCUCCUUGGGAUAGAGAAGGUUGAGGGCAGGGAUCUUGUGAUACCUAUCUUAAGCCUUCCCUUAACUGCCUUCUAUCUGAUCCCUCUGAGAGAAAGAAAAGGAAUGUUAGAUGCAAAUAACUUUUUUUAUUAAAGCGCACACAGGCAGAAAUUUAGCUUAACAUUUAAAAAAAAAAAAAAAAAGUUUACACAACAGGUAAGCUGGCCCCAUGAUUUUUGUCCAGAAGAUAAAGGUUAUUUUUAUGUAUAAAUUAGUGUGUUGCAGUUUCUCAUUUUGGGGCUUUUUAAAAAAAAUAAAAUAAAAAAAAAAUUAGGGACCAAAUUUUAAUUUCCAUUCCCCUUCCAGAUUACCUUGUUGCUGUUUUUUGUAAAUUAAAGCCGAUCCAGUUACGGCAUUUUCUAUGGCACAAACCAUCAUAAGGGUGAUAGAUAUAAAUAUAUAUAUUGUUUUCAAGUAGCACUGUAAAUAAACUCAUUUAAAAAGA